AUGGAUUAUCUGGAGUUUUUGUAUUCUGGCAAAGGAAAUGUGUCACGAAUUUAUAAAGUUUGUAAAGCUUUUUACCGUGCUGAAAAGGAAACCAAGUCCCUCACAAUUUAUUUCAUGGACUUCAAAAGGACGUAUGAAGAACUUAGUAUGCUAUUGCCAUUUAGCACUGAUGUCAAAGUUCAGCAAAUUCAAAGGGAGCAAAUGGCGGUUAUGAGCUUCCUGGCUGGUCUUCCUCCUGAAUUCAAGAUGUCCAAAUCUCAAAUUCUCUCUAGCUCUGAAAUUCCCUUUCUUCAAGACGUAUUCAGUAGAGUUCUACGCAUUGAAAAUACAUCACCUAUUCAGCAAAUAAUGUUCUUGCUACCAAAGGAGGGGAAAAUUACUAUACAAGAAGGCCCAACAAUAGGGGAAGAGGAAACAAGACUACUGAUAACCGUAACAAUGAUUCAAGCAGCGUCGUGUGCUACUACUGUCAUGAACCAGGCCACACCAAGCCAUACUUAUCAAGAAUCACUGAAGGAAUCCACUCUAAUUACUGCCCUUGCUGAGUCGGGUAAAACAUGGCUUGGUGGUUUAGGACAAUUUGGGAUCAUAACUAGGGCAAGAAUUGCCCUAGAAAGAGCUCCACAAAGGGCUAGGUGGAUUCGAGUAUUGUAUUCGAAUUUUUCAAGUUUUACACAGGAUCAGGAGUACCUUAUCUCUUUGCAUGGACAACCAGACACCCAAAAAUUCGAUUAUGUCGAAGGUUUUGUAAUUGUUGAUGAAGGAAUCAUCAACAAUUGGAGAUCAUCGUUUUUCUCCUCAAGUAAUCCUUUGAAAGUUUCUUCUUUUAAUGCUGAUGGGGGUGUUUUAUACUGCUUGGAAAUUGCCAAGAAUUAUCAAGAAUCAAAUGCUGUUUCCAUAGAUCAGGAAGUAGAGGAUCUGCUGAAGAAAUUAAAUUUUAUACCCGGCUCGAUCUUCACAACUGAUCUUCCAUAUGUGGAUUUCUUGGACCGGGUUCACAAGGCAGAAUUGAAACUCCGGUCCAAGGGUUUGUGGGAUGUACCACAUCCAUGGCUUAACCUAUUUGUACCCAAGUCAAGAAUUUCUGACUUUGACCAAGGGGUCUUCAAGGGCAUUUUGGGAAAGAAGACUAGUGGUCCAAUUCUAAUCUACCCCAUGAACAAAAACAAGUGGAACAAUAAAAGUUCAGCGGUAACACCGGAUGAGGAUGUCUUCUACUUAGUAGCGUUCCUCAGGUCAGCAUUGGAUGAUGGCAUUGAAAUCCAGACUCUUGAAUACUUGAUGAAUCAAAACCAUCAAAUCCUGCGAUAUUGUGAUGAUGAAAAAAUAAACAUCAAGCAGUACCUUCCUCACUAUACAUCGGAGCAAGAAUGGAUACACCACUUUGGAAAUAAGUGGGCACAAUUUUCAAAAAGAAAAAUGGAAUUCGAUCCCAAGUAUAUUUUAGCAACUGGCCAAAGUAUAUUUAAACCCUCUUUUAAUCCUAAAAAAGCUUCAAGGAGAUAAAAAUGUGAUAAAUUUGAUUUGAUAUAGGGGUUGACAGAUUACUCCCAAUGUCGAGCUCGCAUAAAUAAAAUAUUUGACAGUUUUGCUACUUUAACCAACAGAGUGACCGAAUUGCCACUUAGAAAUUCUGUGUUGGUUGGUGGAAUUUUUUUUUUCACCAACCAAUUGUGAUUAGCCAUUUGGCCAUUCUGUGACCCAGGAAGUCAUCCUGAAUGUUACCAUGGCAAAACUCAAAUAUUUGAAGGAAGAAGUGGCCCCACUACCCAAAUUUGAGGAUCUGUUAAAACUUCUAGUGUUCCUCUCCUGACUCUGUGGCACUGCCCAUAAAAAUGGUAUAUACUUAGUCGAGUUUGGUAAUUUGAGAUAUAUGGAAUAUAUAUAUAAAUAUAUAUUGUAAUUUUUAUUGUAAAAUAUCUAUUAUAUAUAAUUGUAAAAUAUCUAUUAUAUAUAUAAUUGUAAUUGUAAAUAUUUAAGAAAAUGUACAUCAGUGUUUUAUGUGGAAAUUGUAAUUAUUUAUUGGGCCAAUUUUAAGAAUGUUUAAUUUUAAGGGUAUGAGUUGAAAAGUGUUAACUCAUUUGAAUUUAGUGUCAACUUGUCUAUUAUACCUUUAAUGAAAAGCUACAUUUUGAAAUGGUAUUCUCGACAUUUGAUUU
This is a messenger RNA of Olea europaea var. sylvestris, 2159 nucleotides long. RefSeq names its product cytokinin dehydrogenase 5-like. Bases 1 to 1506 code for a protein of 501 amino acids. NCBI's taxonomy places the organism in Eukaryota, Viridiplantae, Streptophyta, Magnoliopsida, Lamiales, Oleaceae. The transcript is spliced from 6 exons. Gene Ontology annotation, biological process: cytokinin metabolic process. The record is from RefSeq and is a predicted model, not a curated record. Gene Ontology annotation, molecular function: cytokinin dehydrogenase activity; flavin adenine dinucleotide binding.